AUGUGGAAGGAUUACUUCCGGGGUCUCGUACGCGACCAAGUGACUGAACACUCGCGGCUCCUGAAAGCCGAGUACACGGGCUGCUUUCUAACUGUUGCCGAGUCCCGCUGCCCGUCGUACGUGGGCGCCAGAGGCAUCGUCGUCCAGGAAACCAAGAACGUGUUUCGCCUGAUCACCGAGCAGAGCGUGGUGCGUACGGUGCCCAAGGCGCACACUGCGUUUGCCUUCGAGCUUGACGGGAGGAUCUACAAGAUCUACGGCAGCCACUUUCGUGUCCACAGCUUCGAGAGAAUGAAGGCAAAGUUCAAGGCGCGCGGUGUUAUCGGCCUAUGA
Dermacentor albipictus is the source of this 333-nucleotide messenger RNA. It is a transcript of the gene Pop4, whose product is annotated as ribonuclease P/MRP subunit POP4. NCBI's taxonomy places the organism in Eukaryota, Metazoa, Arthropoda, Arachnida, Ixodida, Ixodidae. Gene Ontology annotation, biological process: rRNA processing; tRNA 5'-leader removal. Gene Ontology annotation, molecular function: ribonuclease P RNA binding. Gene Ontology annotation, cellular component: ribonuclease MRP complex; ribonuclease P complex. The record is from RefSeq and is a predicted model, not a curated record.